Messenger RNA from Amphimedon queenslandica, 2280 nucleotides. Its product is annotated as tripartite motif-containing protein 2-like. The transcript has a single exon. The record is from RefSeq and is a predicted model, not a curated record. NCBI's taxonomy places the organism in Eukaryota, Metazoa, Porifera, Demospongiae, Haplosclerida, Niphatidae. Gene Ontology annotation, molecular function: ubiquitin protein ligase activity; protein binding; zinc ion binding. Gene Ontology annotation, biological process: proteasome-mediated ubiquitin-dependent protein catabolic process; protein polyubiquitination. Bases 1 to 2280 code for a protein of 759 amino acids.
AUGUCCUCUUGGAAACUGAGGAAAUUGGAAGAGCAAAUCACUUGCUCGGUUUGCCUUGGGUUUUAUACUGAUCCUAAAACCCUCCCCUGCCUUCACUGUUUCUGCUUGUCUUGUCUGGAGGGUGUUUCUUCAACCAGUCUAGAGGGUCUAGUCAUAACAUGUCCACAAUGUCGUUCUCGUUCUCUGGUACCACUAGUGGGAGGGAUUGGGAGCUUCUCUGAUGCAUAUCACAUAAGCAACCUCAAGAAAAUACACAGUCUAUUGUCCCUCAAGUCAGAGACAGGAGGAUCAAUAAGAUGCAGCGAGUGCUCUCAAGUAGUGAAUGAGAGUAAGGAUUCUCGUCACUGCAGCCAUUGUUGCUCAUUUCUUUGUGAGGCCUGUGCCAUUGAGCAUGAGAGCACACCUUCUUACUCUCACCAUGAGCUAACCCCGUGCAAUGAUAUUGAAGCAUUUGAGCAUCAACUCUUCCCUUUAAGCCACAGUGGGAGUGAGCCCGAGGGAGAAGACGACACUAUGUGCUCUACACACAAUAAACCAUUGAGUCUUUAUUGUGAUGACUGCUCAGUGUACGUCUGUGAAGACUGCACUGGGAUGGAUGGAGGGACCCAUAGGUCCCAUCGAUGUGAGAGUAUCUUGGAAAGCUACAGCAGUACCUGUCAGCAGCUGGCGGCCUCCUUUAAUCCUCUUAAAAGCAGUUUGGCCAAAACUCGUCGAUUGGUCUCUGGAGAUGAAGAGAAAGAAAUAAAGGAGCAGGCAGAGAACACAACAGAAGAAAUACACUCUAUGGUGGAAGGGCUGAUAUCCUUGCUACGCCAGUCAGAAGAGAUGAUGAAGAAACGUGUGGAAGGUAUCAUAGAAAACAAACUCAAAGUUAUUUCGGAGCAGAAGAAGGUAGCCCAAGAGAAUCUCACUCAACUUGAGGAGUGCCAAGAGUAUGUUGAGUCUGCUAUAGCUGCCAACAGUCCUGAUAAAGUGUUGGUCACUAACAAACCAAUGAAAAAUCGUAUUGAUGAGGUUAGGCAAGAGGUUACUUCUAAAAAUCUAUGUCACUGUCUAGAGGCCACAGAUAUCCAGUUCUUUCCUAGAGCUGAUGCACUGAGGGAGUCUGUUUCUUAUUUAGGGGACAUCGUUUUCUCAUCUCAUCAAAUGCUCUCCGAUUGUCGUGUGCAAAUCAAAACGGAUCAAUUAGAGCGAAAUGAGUCUCAGUUUAUGUUUACGUUUUCCUUUGAGUAUCGAGACUUGGGACACAUUUCUGUCCCACUGUCGGCCAUAGAGUGCACUGUGACAGAACUGAUGAAUAAUGAAGAGAUUGGAGCUGUAAUAUCGAACAUUGUUACUCCAGGCCUUUAUAGAGUCCUUACUUCCUCUGCAAGAGGUCGAUUAAGAGUAAAUAUAGAAGUAUGUGGCAUUGAAUUUGAAGAGGUCACAGUUGUCGUACCUUUCAAUCCAUUCUAUGAUUCACAAGCUCCAGUAGAAGUUAUUAAUCACUUGAUAGAACCGAAUGGCAUCACAUUCACAACUGAUGGCCAUAUUGUUAUAUCCGAGAACAGCGGGUACUGCCUGAAGGUAUUCAACUCAAAGAGAGAGCUCGUCAAGUCCAUUGGAAACAAUGAAGAAGAUGUAGAGACAUUCUUGCAUCCACGCGGCCUCUUCUCUUUGCCUGAUAAUAGCUUCCUUGUCCUUGAUGACCAUAAGAUCAGGAAAAUGACUCUCGAAGGAGAGUGUCUUGCUCGUGUCGGUCAUGAAGGACAGGGUCCGCUGGAGUUUAGCUACCCUGGAGGCGUUACCGUGUCCCCUAAUACUGGCAAGAUAUGGAUCACUGAUUACUUGAAUGACAGAGUACAAGUAUUGAAUCCAGACUUCACUCUGGCAUUCAUCAUUGGCGGUACNCAUGGUUCUGGAAAUGGAGAGUUUGACGGUCCAACUUGUGUUGCUAUUGAUUCUUACGGUACAGCAUAUGUUGUUGAUGCUAAUAACGAUCGUGUUCAAUUGUUCAAGGAAGAAGACGGUAGCUAUGUCUCUCAGUUUGGCAGUACUGGAAUUCGUCAAGGAUUGCUCUGUAGACCAGUCAGGCUGAUAUUAGUAGACAAUAAAUUCCUUUACAUUACUGAAGCUGGAGCUGGCCGAGUCUCUGUUUUUAACACUCGGGGAGAGUUCAUCCAUUACUUUAAGUAUGGUGAGGAAGAUAGUUUGAUGCAUAGGCCAUAUGGACUAGAGAUUGAUAGAGAUGGAUUCUUAUACGUAUGCGAUUCUGGCAAUGGAAAAGUCUUAGUAUAUUAG